Mollisia scopiformis is the source of this 397-nucleotide messenger RNA. RefSeq lists its product as uncharacterized. The coding region runs from base 137 to 349 and encodes 70 amino acids. The record is from RefSeq and is a predicted model, not a curated record. The transcript has a single exon. Lineage: Eukaryota; Fungi; Ascomycota; Leotiomycetes; Helotiales; Mollisiaceae.
AAAGCGAUUAAGUAGCGGUCGCAUUUGCUAUACGCUCCAUCUUGUCUCCUAAAAUAUUAUUCUGGAAUAAGGGAGUAGGCUUUGUAAGAGAUGAUUCUCCCCAUGAGCCCCUUUAAGUGAGAACUACGAAUGAGGUAUGCAAAUUCUUGUCCUCUUUGCUUUUCAUGCAUUGUCUUUGUUCCAUGCUAUCUGGAAUCAAACAUUUUUGAUUAGGUAUGAAGUAUUGAUUUUCAUAUUAGACAUAGUACGUCAAAAGACUUCCUGCCUCAAUCUGCUUGUAAGAUUGUAUUUUCAAAAGACAAUUAGUACGAUAUUUAUCGAUAAGCUUGUUAAAAAAAGAUGGACUUAGAGGAGCAAAUCGGAAAUGCAGUAGAUGUCUCCGGGGAAUCGCACAUCC